Molecule: messenger RNA, 2791 nt
Organism: Exophiala viscosa
Lineage: Eukaryota; Fungi; Ascomycota; Eurotiomycetes; Chaetothyriales; Herpotrichiellaceae
Product: Cupredoxin
Exons: 3
Coding region: 113-2506 (797 amino acids)
Molecular function (GO): copper ion binding; oxidoreductase activity
Source: RefSeq, a predicted model, not a curated record
UCUCACUCAGUCGUGAUCCAUCGUUCUCUUUCUCUCUCUUUCCCAACGCACCACUAGUUUUACCAGUCACUCUUUCAUUGCGAGCUCAUAAGCUUGCGUCCAUUCAUUCAAUAUGCGUUCAGUUUCUCUUUUCCUUACCGCCGCUGCUGUCGGGCUGGUUGGAGCAUCAUGGUCGGAGGCCGACGUCACCGUUACCGUGACUUCCACUAAAACCCAUACCUCCUGCCCGGUGACUACCACGACUACCAUUGAGACUUGCGAAGCUCCCGGCUCUUCAACGAUCGGUUCUUGGUCUGCUUAUUCUACCUCGUCCAAAGGGCCGGAUGGUGCAAGUUCUUCUUCGACCGGUUCCUGGUCCGCAUAUCCUACCUGGUCCACAGGCCCGGAUGGUGCAACUACGACCACGUCCAUCCCGGCUGCCUCAAUAAGCAGUGCCGAGAACGCCUGGGCUUCCCAAUGGAAUGCACAGAAAACAAACUAUAACGGUCCGUGGAACGACUGGGGUGUGUCAGAGUCCGGUGCUGGUGUGCCCGGCAAGGCUAGCUCCAGCUCAACCACAAGCUCUAGCACGGGUUACACCACUUCUGCCCCGUACGGUGGUUGGAAUUCAACCACCACUUCUGGCAGCAACUCUACGAGCGCUUCAUCCACGAGCACUACCUCCUCUUCCACUGGAUGCGCCACAUACACUCCGGAGAAGAACGCUUCCGAUAUCUGCAACUCUGCCUCUGACCGCUCAAUGUGGUGCGACAACCUGGACAUCGACACCAAUGUCUACACCACUGGAUACAAGACAGGCGUGACUCGUCACUACACCCUGACCAUCGAGAACACCACCAUGUCCUUCGAUGGCACAGCACCAAAGGUUGCCUUCACCAUCAACGGCCAAAUCCCCGGACCAGUCAUCGAGGCCAAUUGGGGUGAUUACGUCUCGGUUACCGUCAUCAACAAACUCCAGGACAACGCCACUUCCAUCCAUUUCCACGGUAUCCGUCAAGAGAACACCAACGACAUGGAUGGUGUUCCUGGUGUCACUGAAUGUGCCAUCGCUGGAAACGGCGGCUCCAAGACAUACACAUGGCUCGCAUCUUCUUAUGGUACUUCAUGGUAUCACAGCCACGCUUUCGCUCAAUAUGGUGAUGGUGUCCGUGGUCCUAUCGUCAUUCAUGGACCUGCUACUGCCGACUACGAUAUUGACAUGGGAACCGUUAUGAUUGACGAUACAUUCGCCAAUGCUGUUGGCACCCAGGCCGAUUUCAUCACCCACUAUGGACCUAGUGGUUCGUUCAACACCCUGUUCAACGGAAAGAACGUCAACCCUGUUGGCGAAGGUGGCGAGGCUUUCCAGUGGACUGUCCAGCCCUGCAGAAAGCACCGUUUCCGCAUCAUUAAUAGCUCUUCGCAGAACAUGUAUGUUGUUGGCUUUGAUGCCCAUAACAUGACAGUCAUUGCUGCCGAUUUCGUCCCCAUCAAGCCGUACGAGACAUCCACGCUCAACAUCGCCAUUGGCCAGAGAUAUGAUGUUAUCGUCGAGACAAAUCAACCAGUCGGCAGCUAUUACGUUCGUGCUGUGAUCCAAACCGGAUGUCCUUCUGGUGGUGCCAACACUGGUUUGGGAACGGCCAACGCCAUCAUGAACUACGCUGGCUCGAACUCUACUCCAGUCACGAACACACCAAUCACCAAUGUCACCGCUGCAGGCUGUAUCGAUGAGCCUCUGGCCUCUUUGGUGCCAUGGGUUACUCUUUCAGCUGGCGACUCCAGCCAAUUCAGCGCAUCUGUGGAUACCAUUCCUGCCGGUCUGGUCACUCAAGUCCAAACCAGCGAGGACGGUCUCGUCUUCAAUUGGUUCAUCAACAACGGUGUUAUUUCCGUCAACUACAGUGCACCCACUAUCGGUCUCUUGGACAGCGCUGAGGGGGCCAACAACAGCGCCAUCAGCAAUGCCGUGGUCCUGAACGAGGCCAACACCUGGGUCUACUUCGUCAUUCAAAACCAGUUCUUCGCGUCGCAUCCAAUGCACAUUCACGGUCAUGACGUGUCUGUCUUGGGUACUGGUACACAAACUUGGGAUAGCUCCCUUACCAACACUUUGAACUUCGAUAACCCUAUGCGUCGUGACACUGUCGUGUUGCAAGGUUCCGCUGGACCUGGUAACCCGGCCGGGUACACCGUCAUUGGGUGGGAAACUGACAACCCGGGUGCCUGGCUCAUGCAUUGCCACAUUGUCUGGCACGUUGAUGACGGUUUGGCGUUGCAAUUCAUCGAACGACCCAAUGACAUUGUCAGCCAGAAAUACACUUCCAAGGGAUCUUACAAAGAGGAAUGUGCCGCCUUGGACGAGUACCAAUCUGCCAACCCUCAGGCAGUCAAGCAACAAGGUGAAUCCGGACUCAAGAGACGUACCACCUAUGAGGCACUUGGAAUGUCGGAGAACGUCCACUCCGGGUUCAAGAGACACGCCGCCCACAGCCACAAGAGAUUUGCACGAAGCCACAGCUAUUAGGUCUGGUGAAAUGUAAUUGCACGCAGCAGCAACACGGACUCGGUAAUGGGAGGAGCAUAGUUAAUGGGAACGCAUGUACGUUUAGUUCAUUGCUUUCUUCAGCGUCAUGUCCAAAUUCGGUUCGAUGUAGAACUUGAGACAUCUCUUUUAUGAUUCUGAUGUUGUAAGGGCAUUGCCCAUGGCCCUUGAUGUUUGAACAAUGUGAACACGACUUUCUUGGCUCUAGCAUGACUCGGGUUCCUGUCACAAAGGACGAUCAAUAUAUUUAAGAUCCGUGCUUCGAUG